UCAACUCCCAACUCACAACUCACCCAACCCCGAUUCUGACAUUACCUUAGGUAGCCUCGUCUCGACAUCCACAGGCCUCGUCAUCGCUAGCCGAGCUUGGUAGGUACAUACUCAGGCAGCACCCCGAAUCUUCCUCCUCCCCCACCCUCAUCAAGUGGGAAAUCCAUGAUUGAAAUACCCAGCCAUGCAACGCUGGCGUCCGCCCACGACCUAGUACGAUGGAUUUCAGCUUUCUCGGCUUAGUCACGCAGCACGCCUCCGAGAUGGAUUUCGCCUUCCGCAGCCUCGUCGACACCAUAAUACGGUAUAGCCAGUUGAGCAUAUCCAUGCUCCGCAUCACCAAUGUCACGGAAGACUCCUUUCACGUCUCCCUCGAGGCGCGCAUAACCAAGACGGGACUUGCCAGCGCCGGCAUCACAGCCAUGACGGUAAAGCUGUGCGGUCCGUCAGGCCACUUCGGCAACGUGACGCUACCCGCGGUAACGACGCAGAGGAAUGGCACCGACGUCGUUGUGACAAACCAACUAGUUGAGAUCAUUGACCAGAAAGCGCUCAAAGCUUUCAUCCAACCCCUGAUUCGCGAUGGCGUGAUGCUCUCUCUGCGUGACGGACAGACCGCCAUAGCCGCCUUCGGCAUCGGCCCACGAGAUAUCGUCUACGAAAAGGACAUCUUUCUUCCAGGCGUGAACGGGCCAGCCAUUAGUUUCCACGCGGCAAGCUUUAUCCCCAGUGCGCCCCCUGGCGUAGCAGAGUCGCCGACCACAGCAAGCCUCGCUGGCGUCACGCACAGCGCUACUACAGCCAGCGUCCUAAGCACUAGCAGCGGGAACACUGUUUCGGUGACUUUCCAGGUAGUAAAUCCGAGCCCUCUUGAGAUUAGCUUCGGUACGUGCUCCUUCGACAUCCAAGACCACCAAGGCAAGCUCCUCGCGGAACUCAAGGGCCGUCUCGAUAUUCGUCGCGGUCAGUUCGAGGUCACGUUUCGAGGGACCGUGAAUAAAGCGGCUAUGGCGAUGUUAGCUGCUGAUAUGAGAGAGGCAGCGAGGAGUAGAGGCAGGGCCGGCAAGAAUACCGGCCAUUGCCCUCAAGUUAGACUGGUGGGUAAACGUUGUCCUGGUGCGGGGUGGUGCGACGAGACCAUAAAGGGGCUUGAUGUGCCACUCCAGAACGCGGAAGGCCUCUUUCGUGCGCUGGGUGUAGACGAUGGCAUAGUAUCGCCGUGAGAGAAGGAGCGUAGUUCAUAAACCGGACGAGUUGUAUCAUGGUGCCAACGUCCAGCUGUAGUGGUUAUCUGCAUUUGGGGAGUUAGGACAGGAAGAUAGAUACCCCAUCUGGUUCCAAAGGGAUAGAUAGAGAUAGACGACUCCACCAGUCCCAAACUUUCGAUUCAACGCCUGUUCUGCCUACGACUAAGUGCUCCCUUGUUCUCCUCUAUUGCCCUCUAUUUUUGAUUAUACAAGUUAUACCGAUGUACCCCCGAACGCCCCAAUGCAUAUGCUAGAUAGAUAUCCUUAAAAGAAGCGGCAGUACAUGUGCCCCAAGAUUACGGUGUAAUCCAGUCCUGGCCGUU
This is a messenger RNA of Xylaria bambusicola, 1570 nucleotides long. RefSeq lists its product as uncharacterized. The transcript is spliced from 2 exons. The record is from RefSeq and is a predicted model, not a curated record. Lineage: Eukaryota; Fungi; Ascomycota; Sordariomycetes; Xylariales; Xylariaceae. The coding region runs from base 219 to 1223 and encodes 334 amino acids.